AUGUCCGCAAUACAAUGGUUGGGGGCUCCUGUUCACAUCGGCUAUGCUUCUUGGCUACAGACCUUCGUCUCUAUCGCUUUGUUGCCCGUCAUACUGUCUACUUCUCUUAAAUCUAUGGUGGAGAAGAGGAAUAUCUACAGGGACACUAUGCAACGUCCAGGUCUUCUGCGACUGAGAGGAGGGCAAGAUCGAUCAUCCCUGUUUGAGCCACACUUCAUGCUUCGAGUUAAAUGUGCAAACAGCAAAUGGGGCGAGACAGUGGGUGUUGUUGGAAAUAGUGCCAGUCUAGGGACAUGGAGCUCCCCCAUGGCGAUGCGAUGUGAUGGCUCGUGGCCCCAAUGGAGAGUGGAGCUGCCCUGCCAUCAAGGAGUGGACGUGAUGGAGUAUAAGUUCGUCAAAAUGAAUGAUCAUGGCCAAAUCAUUGAAUGGGAGCCUGUGGAAAGCAAUAGGCAACUUCUUCUCUUGAGCAAUCUUGAGGGCAAGAGCGUAGACGAUGGAGAGUAUGGAAGAGUCUCUCGGAUGGAAGCAAUAAUACAGGAACAAGUACGAGCGAAGGAGGCUGUUUACGCGGUCGAUGAAGAAACGCAACCGCAUGCCAAUGACAAAGAUGAAAUUUUUUUGAAGAGAGCAAAGAAGAACAAUGACAACCUCAAGGAGCAGGAUGAGGAGGAGGCAGCCAGGAAGAAGGCGAAGGAGGAGGAGGAGGAGGCAGCCAGGAAGAAGGCGAAGGAGGAGGAGGAGGCAGCUAGGAAGAAGGCGAAGGAGGAGGAGGAGGAGGCAGCCAGGAAGAAGGCGAAGGAGGAGGAGGAGGAGGCAGCCAGAAAGAAGGCGAAGGAGGAGGAGGAGGAGGCAGCCAGGAAGAAGGCGAAGGAGGAGGAGGAGGCAGCCAGGAAGAAGGCGAAGGAGGAGGAGGAGGCAGCCAGGAAGAAGGCGAAGGAGGAGGAGGAGGAGGCAGCCAGGAAGAAGGCGAAGGAGGAGGAGGAGGCAGCCAGGAAGAAGGCGAAGGAGGAGGAGGAGGCAGCCAGGAAGAAGGCGAAGGAGGUUUCAGUAGGGGAAGUGUCGUCUGGAGCAUCUUUGGAUGAAUCAGCUAGAAUGUAUAGUUCAAAGCAAGAGAUGUCCUUGGUAACUUCCUUGUCGAUGUGUAUUCAAUUUGCUUCUGAUUAUUUUGGCUUAGUUUCAUGA
This is a messenger RNA of Guillardia theta CCMP2712, 1182 nucleotides long. RefSeq names its product putative amylase, secreted. The record is from RefSeq and is a predicted model, not a curated record. The transcript is spliced from 7 exons. Gene Ontology annotation, molecular function: starch binding. NCBI's taxonomy places the organism in Eukaryota, Cryptophyceae, Pyrenomonadales, Geminigeraceae. Bases 1 to 1182 code for a protein of 393 amino acids.